AUGUUUGCCAGCAUCGGGGCCGGGCUGCUGGGGUCCCCCGCCGCCCCGCCGCCAGUCCAGGAAAAGCGGACAGGCACCGUGUUCCCUGGCGAGCUGGAGUACUGCGCUGGCAGGCGCGGCUGUCCAGCAAUCGCAGGAGCCGGGGCGCGCACCAAGCGCAUUGCGGGCGUGAAGAACCUGGACAUCUAUGCGCUUGGGCUCUUUGUGGACCCGUCGGCGGUGCGGGGCGCGCUGCAGGGCAAGUUCAGGGGCGCCGACCCGGCCAGCCUGGCAAAGGACCAGAAGCUGUUUGAUGGCUCCGACUGUACUCGUUUGUCUGCCGCAGAGCUGGUGAGCCACGAGGGCAUCGAGAAGACCCUGCGCAUCGUCAUCACCAGCGGCAUGGUCAAGCAGCGGCCCUUCUUGGAGGCGCUCGAGGAGCGGCUGGAGCCGCCGCUGAAGCAGGCUGGCGAGCUGGAGGCGCUGCAGCGCUUCAAGCGCCAGUUUGACGGCGCGCCCUUCCGCAGGGGGCUGCAGAUCACCUUCUGCGCCUCGGGCACCAAGCUGACAACCACGAUUGACGGGAAGCAGGUGGGCACCAUUGCCAGCCGCCAGCUGACCCGCGCGCUGCUGGACAUCUACCUGGGCACCAACCCCGCCAGCAAGGGUGCCAAGGACAGCUUCGGCCGGGGGCUGGCCAGCAUGGUGCUGGACUGA
Molecule: messenger RNA, 696 nt
Organism: Chlorella variabilis
Lineage: Eukaryota; Viridiplantae; Chlorophyta; Trebouxiophyceae; Chlorellales; Chlorellaceae
Exons: 6
Coding region: 1-696 (231 amino acids)
Molecular function (GO): intramolecular lyase activity
Source: RefSeq, a predicted model, not a curated record